GUAUCAGGUUGUGUUUUUUUCCAUUACAUGUUUUGGGAGUUUAGUAGAAAAGUGCUAUAAUUGGCAGUCAGUUUGUUAGUGAUCUCAAAGAGUGAGACAUCCAUGGAGCUGGGGGAUGGGAGGAGGGCACCGAGCAGAGAAGGGAGGUAGUUGUAUUGAUCCAUAAUCCAAGAUAAUGGUUUCAGGCAGUUGUAAUCCAUAGAGGCAAGAAAGUGACUGAAGGACUUCAGGAUCUAAUUUGGAUUGGGAAGGAAAAGAAGUCAAAAGGGGGAAGAUAACUUGGAGGGAAGGAACCAAACUAGGGGGGCAGCUUUUAUUCUUGUUUGUAGAAGGCUGUACUGUGGCAUCAGUCAACCAACACUCAGAUGGUGGUCCGUGAUCUGCCCAGUGCUCAGCACACUGUUAAUUAACUCAUAGGACCCCCCCUACAGCACGAGUGGGAUGGAUCUUUGACUAUAAUCAUUUCGGUAAGUUUCUCCAGGGUGAAAGUUCUUUGGAUUGGGGCUUCUCAACUUUCGGGCUAUUGACAUUUUUGGGCUAAUUCUUUGGGGAUGAGGAGUUGUUCUGUGCAUUGUAGAAUGCUGAGCAGCAUCCCUGUCUUCUACUUACUAGAUGUCAGCAGCACCCCCACACCUGCAGUUGUGACAGCCAGAAGUGUUUCUAGAUGUUGCAAAUGUCCCCUGAUGAACAGAUUUACUUCUUGUUUACUACCACAACUCUAGAUUCUGCUGGUUUUCCUCUUGGUCUCUGUUGUAGGUUUCCCUCACCUUCAUUAGCUCCUUGAGGCAUUUCAGCUCUGUUGGUUUGGAGAGUUCAGGUUAUUUCAGCCUUGUGGCCUCUUCCCAAAUUUUUUUCAUUCUGAAAAUAAACCAUCACUAGGGGUGAGACAAAGAGGUUUAUGAAGGCCUAGACAUCAUCACCAACAAGGUUUCUUCCCAAGAGCAGAGACUCUGCCAGCACCACAUGAUCAGCUUUGUGGAUCCUCUUGUGACAAAUUACACAGUGGUGGACUUCAGAAACAAGGCAACUGCUCUGAUUGAAGAUAUAUUUGCCCGAGACAAAAUUCCUAUUGUCGUGGGAGGAACCAAUUAUUACAUUGAGUCACUGCUCUGGAAAGUUCUUAUCAGCACUAAGCCUCAGGAGACGGACACGGAGAAAGUGAUUGACCGGAAAGUGGAGCUUGAAAAGGAGGAUGGCCAUGCACUCCACAAACGCCUGAGCCAGGUGGACCCAGAAAUGGCUGCCAAGCUACACCCACAUGACAAGCGCAAAGUAGCCAGGAGCUUGCAAGUGUUUGAAGAAACGGGAAUCUCUCAUAGUGAAUUUCUUUGUCGUCAACGUGCAGAAGAAGGUGGUGGUCCCCUUGGAGGCCCUCUCAGGUUCCCUAACUCCUGCAUCCUCUGGCUUCAUGCUGACCAGACAGUUCUAGAUAAGCGCUUGGAUAAAAGAGUGGAUGACAUGCUUGCUGCUGGGCUCUUGGAUGAACUAAGAGGUUUUCACAGACGCUAUAAUCAGGAGAAAGUUGCAGAAAAUAGCCAGGACUAUCAACAUGGUAUCUUCCAAUCAAUUGGCUUCAAGGAAUUUCACGAGUACCUGAUCACUGAGGGAAAAUGCACACCAGAGACUAGUAACCAGCUCCUAAAGAAAGGUAUUGAGGCUCUGAAACAAGUGACUAAGAGAUAUGCCCGGAAGCAAAACCGAUGGGUUAAAAACCGUUUUUUGAGCAGACCUGGUCCCAGUGUCCCUCCAGUAUAUGGCUUAGAAGUAUCUGAUGUCUCGAAGUGGGAGGAGUCUGUUCUUGAACCUGCUCUCGAAAUUGUGCGGAGUUUCAUCCAGGGCCGUAAGCCUGCUGCUGCUCCAGUCAGGAUGCCACACGAUGAAACCGAGAACAAGAGGAGUUACCACAUGUGUGACCUCUGUGACCGAAUCAUCAUUGGGGACCGUGAAUGGGCAGCACAUAUAAAAUCAAAAUCCCACUUGCACCAACUGAAGAAGAGAAGAAGAUUGGAUUCAGAUGCCGUCACCACCGUAGAAAGUCAGAGUAUUUCCCCAGACUGUGACAAAGAGCUUAAAGAGAAGGGGUCCCCAGGGCAGAAUGGGGAAGAGCUGAGACCCAGUGUUUAAGAGACAUAUCCGGGAUCUUUGCAAAGGUGGCAGGGGUCCGGUUCAGGAGGGAGGCUUGUGUCUGUGUCCCAGGCUGGACAGAGGAGUGCCCUGUCAUUCAGUGGUGUGGUUUUAAAGUAUAAUGUUCUCUGUCGUGGAAAUAGCAGGUCUUGUCAGCUCCUGCUGUGGCCCAUGUGUCUGGCAGUCAUACAUUCAGGAAGGGGUUUUUUUUCUGUUAACCUUAAAGGUUUUUAUUUUUAAAAGAGGCACAGAUAGCACUUUUUUACACUUGAAGGUCUAUUUGGUGAUGAGUACCGGGAUCUACUAUAUCCUUUAAAAAAGAAGUUUUAUAUCCCUGACUUUGGCUAAAAAUACCUAAUUUGCAGACACUUUAAAGAUGACUGAACUGAUUUGUGAGACUCACAAAUCAGUUCUGUAUUUGAGUGAACGGCAGGAAAGGACUGGCCCUAGUGAGAUGGUUCAGUGAACCAAACCAGUUCUUGGAAUUCAGAGGAGAGAAUCAGUCCAAGGCGGCUGGGACAUGGGACUUGAAAAACCAGAGACUGUGACACUUGCUGAGGUCCUCACGUGUGGUAGUUACUAUCACUGCUGUCUUCCUGUUGAGUUAGGAAUGUAUAUUUUUGAUGAAAGUUAAAUAAAGAAAAAGUUUGUAGGAG
This is a messenger RNA of Phyllostomus discolor (pale spear-nosed bat), 2780 nucleotides long. It is a transcript of the gene TRIT1, whose product is annotated as tRNA isopentenyltransferase 1. Gene Ontology annotation, molecular function: ATP binding; tRNA dimethylallyltransferase activity. The record is from RefSeq and is a predicted model, not a curated record. The coding region runs from base 964 to 2124 and encodes 386 amino acids. Gene Ontology annotation, cellular component: mitochondrion. The transcript has 11 exons. Gene Ontology annotation, biological process: tRNA modification. Lineage: Eukaryota; Metazoa; Chordata; Mammalia; Chiroptera; Phyllostomidae.